Stegodyphus dumicola is the source of this 1826-nucleotide messenger RNA. RefSeq names its product Enhancer of mRNA-decapping protein 4 homolog Ge-1 (gene Ge-1). The record is from RefSeq and is a predicted model, not a curated record. Gene Ontology annotation, molecular function: protein binding. NCBI's taxonomy places the organism in Eukaryota, Metazoa, Arthropoda, Arachnida, Araneae, Eresidae. Gene Ontology annotation, cellular component: P-body. Gene Ontology annotation, biological process: deadenylation-independent decapping of nuclear-transcribed mRNA.
UGGAAUUGUAGAUGAAAAUUCAACAAUUAUGACUAAGGAAGAUGUAGAACAUAUUAGUAAUAGCUUAAGUUCAUUUACAAUGUCUGGCAACAGUGGACCUUCUCAAAACCAACAGGAAUAUCUGAAAGAAUGGCCUCAAGCACCUGAUCCUAAAAAAGAAUAUUUAAUUUCUACCCGAAGUGAAAGUGAACUCAAGAGCCAUAACCAGUGUUUUCAUCCUAAUAGUGGAGAUGCAUCAUCUACUGCUUUUGAUGUGAAUGUAAACAGAUCUCUUGCAAAGUUAAAUCAAAGUAUGGGUGAUAUGCUGUUUAAACUUGAAUCUUUAAUUGAUGUGGUGCAGGACCAAAGAGGAGAAAUAGAGGGUUUAAAAAGUGAGAUAAAAUUAUUACAGCAGGACCGAAAGGGUACUGAAAUUGCUGAUGAAAGUAAUUUAUCAAAGAAGUUGGAUCUUGUGAUAUCUCAACAUCUCAUUCCUGAUUAUGCCAGAUUAGAGAAUCUAAUUCUCAAAAAUGCAGAAGAUAAUCGUCAGAGAUCUGAAAGAGAACUGGUCAUUAUGUCUGAGGAAGUUUCCAGUACUUUCAGCAAGCGGCUUGAAAGUAUUCUGAAACAAGAAUUAACAAGCAACAUAGUACCACAAAUUAAUAGGGCCUUGGACACGAUUGCUCAGAAGAUGCAUAUUGAUUUCACUCAAAAGCUUACAGCAACAGAUACUAGUUUGCGAGAUAGUUUCCUGAAAUACUUGAAAGGAAAGCCUUUCAUGGACUUUAUGUCACAAUCCGUUGGUAAAUCUCUUGAAACAAUAGUGCAGGCUGCCUGUAAAGAUGCUUUUCAAACAAGUGUUGUUCCGGCUUUUGAAAGAUCUUGCCAUCAUCUCUUUCAGCAGCUAAAUGAAAUAUUUAGUAAAGGAAUUUCAGAAUACAUUCAAAUAGUUGAGAAACGAGGCCAGAUUUGCUGCUCUGCUGUUGAAGCUGCCUCUGCAAAUCUGAAAGAAGAAGUCACAAAGCUUCUUGGUGCAAUGCAACAAGCUGUACAAGCACAAGCAGCACAGAUGGAAAACAGGAGUUUAGAAUUAGUAAAACAGCAAGAAGUUCUUUUGAGUAGCUUACGACAAAUAAUGCAUGAGGAGGUCCGAAAAGCCUUGAGAGAACAACAGACAUCCGUGCUGAAUUCUCGUUGUGUGACGCCAGCUCCUCAUUCUGAUCCUCAACUUCAGAAGCAGCACUUGAUGCAGCUUGUGAAACAGGGAAAUCUGGAUGAAGCUUUCCAACAGGCCCUCUCUGCAAUGGAUGUUCAGUUGGUGUUAUUCUUAUGUGAAGCUGUUACUCCAGAUCAAGUAUUUUCACCUACACCUUGUCCACUGCAGCAACAUGUGCUAUUAUCUUUAGUCAAUCAGUUAUCUGCUGAUUUAUCUUAUAAAACUGAACUGAAAAUCAGGUACAUAGAAGAUGUUAUUGCUAGUUUAGAUAGCAGCAGUCCUAUCAUUAGAGAACAUAUUCGUAACGUUCUAGAAAGUUUACAGCAAAGAAUUGCUAUAUUUUUGCAAAAUAAUCCUAAUCAUAAACUGGUUAGAAAUUUGAAAAGGAUAACGUUGGCAGUACAAUCUCUUAUAAAAUGUCAGUGAUCAAAAUUUGGAAUAAAUUUAGAUUACAUUUUUGAAUUAUGUAGUUUAACAUCAUCAGAAAUUUUAUUCUCCUGAAUGAUGAAGUUUCAUCCUAACAUGUCUGAUAAAUACAUGGCCAUUUCAUCACUGUCAUAAAUUCUGUGUUUAUGGUUUGUGUUGUUUUUACAAACAAUGUAUAGUCUAAAAAUAAAUAUUUUUUACUUAU